This is a messenger RNA of Strigops habroptila (Kakapo), 5529 nucleotides long. RefSeq names its product adenylate kinase 9 (gene AK9). Gene Ontology annotation, cellular component: cytoplasm; mitochondrion; nucleus. The coding region runs from base 276 to 5429 and encodes 1717 amino acids. Gene Ontology annotation, molecular function: ATP hydrolysis activity; AMP kinase activity; ATP binding. The transcript has 36 exons. NCBI's taxonomy places the organism in Eukaryota, Metazoa, Chordata, Aves, Psittaciformes, Psittacidae. The record is from RefSeq and is a predicted model, not a curated record. Gene Ontology annotation, biological process: CDP biosynthetic process; UDP biosynthetic process.
GGUCACGAGGGCAGGCGUGGCGGCGCCGGCGCCGUCAGCCGCUGCUCUCGCCCCGCCGGGUCAGCACCAGGAACAGCUCCGCAGCCCCCUCAGCGAGGCGGGGCGGGGCUCUCCGGCUCCACCCCCCUUCCGGGGGGCGGGGCGAUGGGAAGGGGGCGGUGCUUUUCGGUUGCCCGGGUAACGGGGGUACAACGGCCGGUGGCGGCAGGGUGCGCGCGGUGGCCGUUGCGCCCACCCUCUGCCCCCUCCUCACGCACCUCAGUCCUAGAUGAUAUAUGGCUUCACCAGAGGAAAAACAAGCUCAGCCCUUUGCGCACAUCUUCAACGAAGAUGAAGCUGAAAAAUCCUUUCUGUUGUCCAAGCCCACUUGUUUAGUUAUCCUUGGAAAGCCAGGUUCUGGAAAGAAAACAUUGGCUAGAAAGCUAGCACAAAUAUGGAAAUGCAUUUUCAUAGAAGCUUUGGAAGUAAUCCAAACAAAUAUUCAAGAAGAAACAGAAUAUGGGCUUAAGUGUCAAGAGUUGCUUUUUAAAGGUCAAAGUAUUUCUGAAGAACUGGUUACAGAAAUGAUUCUGAAAAAGAUUGAGUCACCAGAAGUUACUCAUUUUGGUUAUGUUCUCAGUGGAUUUCCUUCUCUCUCAGAGGAGUACAUGACUGUUUCACAGCAAGUAGAGAAAAUAAAGAAUCUAAAAUUAAAACCGGAUUUCCUGAUUAACAUUAAGUGUUCAGAUUAUGACUUAUGCCAAAGAAUAUCAGGACAAAGGCAACACCCUGAUUCGGGGCAGGUGUAUCAGAGGAACCAGUGGGAUCCUAACAUUAUUGAAAAGCAUAAGAAGAAGAAAGAUCAGCAGGAAGAAGAUAAUGAAGAAGAAGAAGAUGAAGAGCUGGAAGAAGAACAGACAGCAGAAGAUCCACUUAAGAAGGCAGAAUUUUUGCAUCAGUUAGUGCAGAGGCCUGAGGAUUUUCUUGAAAAUGCAGAGAAAAGAGUUGGAAUGUAUAAGGAUAUCAUGCUUCAUCCUUUAGAAGUCUUGAUGGCUGAACAGGAUUGUGAGCGUCUUAUUGAAGUGGAUGGAAAUCAGCAACCAGAUGAUCUCUUAGUAUCAGUGGCAGUUCGACUUCAAUCUCUGGGUGUUCAAAUGGGAGCUCCUAUAACCAGACUUCAAAGUGAUCAAGAAGAAACGCUGGAGGGACUGGAAAAUGAUGAACUUUUCCGGGUUCUGUCAUCUUACCAACUAAUAGCACGCAGGUAUCGAUGGCGUAGAAGCAGGUGGGGGAAAGCAUGUCCUGUGGCUCUAAAGAAAGGUGAUAUUGUAAUGGGAAAUCCAGACUUAGCUGUCAGUUUUCUAGAUAAAAUGUACAUAUUGUCAUCCCCAGCGGCAUUAAAAGCAUUUAUGUCGAAUCCACGGCCUUACUUGUUACCACCAAUGCCACUUCCUCCUUGUAAAGUAUUAGUAUUUGGUCCUCCAUUCUCCGGAAGAACAACUAUUUGUAACCUAAUUGCACGCAAAUACAAAGGAAAGGUUCUUGAUGUGGCCAAACUCAUUCAACCCCAUCUGGAAAAAGCAAGAGAAGAAAACUUGGAGCAAGUGCGAAGGGAUACAAUAGAAAAGGCUAUAACAGCAGUGAAAAACAGGAUGGAAGAACAGUCAACAGAAUUAGGAAUGGCAGAGAUAACUGCUGACCACCCGGAAGUUCAAGCGAUGGUAGAAGCCACAAGAAGUGCAUCAGUCUCCGAAGUUACACUGCCACCUGAAAUAUAUGCUGAAGUACUGGAGAGAGCUAUUGCAGAGCUUAUCAAGAAUAACAAAGACAGGUUUCCUGGUGCUCCAGAAAAAGGAGGAUGGGUAGUGGAUAACUACCCUCUGUCAGUAGAUCACUGGUCAGCUUUAUCAGGAAAAGGACUUGUACCUGACACUGUUGUCUGUCUGAAGGAUACAAAAAAAACCGGAGUCUGUAUAAUAAGCAGAACAUACUCAGCAAAUAGGGAUGAAAUUAAUCCUAAGAUUUUGAAAAGACUAACAGAUGAAGCAUUAGAAAAGAAAAAUAUAGAAGAAGAAAGAAGAGAAAUGCAAGAAAAACCGGUAUCAGAGGAAGAACAAUCUCUAGGGGCUGCUCUGGAGAAAGGUGAAAAAAUCAUACUACCUGAGUUUACAGAGGAUGAUUUUCUAGAUAUGCCAGAAAUGGAAACAGUUAGAAAGAAGAUUGACCUUUUCGUGAAUGACUGGAAAACGGUGGAGUCAGAAAUCAAGCAGUCAUCUGUAGUUCAGGUUGCUGGUUUAGAAAUUGCUGAGCAAACUCCAGAAAGUCUGCUUAAUCAAACUGUGCUGGUUAUGGAAAAACCUUUUAAAUAUCAUGGUUGGGAAUUAUCUGCUGAAGACUUAGAUGAGGAGGCAGAAGAUCUGGCUGCAGAAAGUGAAGAUGAAGAAGUUGAAGAAGAGGAGAAUGAGAAUGAAGAAGAUGAAGAACAAAUUAAGGAAAAGAAAAGGCACAUGGGAGACACAAAACACUUUUGUCCAGUCAGUCUGAAAGAGAACUUUGUUCUUCACCCAGGACUCUAUGAUCAUGCAGCUAAAUAUCAAGAAAAGAUUUAUUACUUUUCAACUCCAGAGUACAGAGAUAAAUUUUUGAAGAACCCUGAGGAAUAUGUGGCUCACAAUGAACCAAUACAAGCUCCUCCAUUACGAGUGUGCUUAAUUGGGGCUCAUGGAGCAGGUAAAACUAUUUGUGCACGACAGGUAGCAGACAAGUUAGGCAUUUUCCAUAUUCAGUUUGAAGAAUAUCUACAGGAAUUGAUCCUACCCAAAACUAAAGAGAAAGUUGGACCCCAUUUUGAUGAAGAACCUGAAGAAGAUGACAAUAAAAUACUAAUGCUAUCACAGGAACUGGAGGACUCUCAGGCCAUGUCUAAAAUUGAAAAGACUGAAAAAAGCAAACAGGAAGUGACGUUAACCCCUGAGGAAGAGGCAAUCAAAGCAAAUCUGAUGGAUAAAGACCCACUGCCUCCAGACGUUCUUGAUAAGAUUGUUCUUGACUGGUGGAAAAAAGAGCCAUUCCGGUCCACGGGAUUUAUACUGGAUGGAUUCCCUCGUACUUCAGAUGAAGCUCAGUAUUUGUCAGAACAAGGACUUUGUCCUGAUGUUGCAGUUUAUAUUAAAGUAGAAGAGAGUGAUGUUCUUGACCGCCUUUUUCCUCCACGUCUGCAGAAAUGGAAAGAAAGACAGCAUAAAAGAAUGGAAAAUAGAAAGAAACUGAAAGACCUGAAAGCAAAAAUAAGGGAUAAGAAGAUUGCUAGAAGAAGGGAAGAACUUCUAGCAGAACAAAAACAAAAGAAAGAGGAGGCUUUAGCAAAUAAGGAGCAUUACGAAGCCACAGAGGAAACUGAAGAUAUUGAAGCUAUACUUGAAGGAGAGUUUAUAGAAGAAGAAGAAGAAGAAGAAGAAGAAGAGGCUGAAGAAGAACUGGAGAUUGAUGCUGUUGACCGCAUACAAAAUGAAAUUACAGAAAAGUUUUAUUCAGACAUGGAUGGUUUACAAGGUGUACAGGAGGAACUUGAAAAAUGGUUAAUACCACUAAUUGAGAUCGAUGGAGGACGGAAGCCUCGCAUUGUACACUACCAAAUAUACAGCAAGCUGAAUUCUCUAAUGGAAAAUCGUGGAAGCAUUUUUGAGAAAUGCUACCCAAUAAGUUUGCCCCUUGCACAGAAGAUGCUAGUUUUCUCAUAUAAAUUUCCAAGUUCUUUUGGUCAGUGGGAUCCAAUCAAGCUAAGUGAAGGAGAUGUAAUGAAGCCACCACAAAGCUAUGGAAACGAAGUCUUUCCUGUAAUCCAUCGACAAUAUAUUUAUUUCUUUUCAAGUAAAGAAAAUAGAGAAACAUUUAUGAAAAAUCCUAUCAAAUAUAUUUGUCAGCCAAAACCUAAACCACCUGUGCCAGUUAAGAUUGCAAUUGUGGGACCUCCAAAAUCUGGAAAGACUACAGUUGCCAAGAAAUUUGCAAGUGUAUAUGGGUUACUGCGUCUGAGUAUAGGAGAUGCCAUGCGGCUUGUGUUAAACAAUCAGCCUGAGAGUCAGCUGGCACUUAUGUUAAACCGGCACCUUCACAAAGGACUGACUGUACCUGAUGCACUAGCUAUCCAGGCUCUAGAUGUGGCUUUGAUGAACCACGUGUGUAAUACUGCUGGAGUUGUAAUAGAUGGAUACCCUGUAACAACAAACCAAGUAAAACUGUUGGAAUCAGCUAGGAUAAUUCCAAUGAAGAUCUUUGAAUUAGAAAUGGAUACAAAGGAAGUGUUCAGAAGAGCACUGUCGGAUAAGGAAAGCAUGAAUAGGCCUCCCUACCCUGAACAUGACAGCUCACAGAUUCUAGCUAUUAAAAAAUCCUGCUAUGAACAGCACAUUAAUGCAAUCAGGACUUACUAUAAGAAGGAGCAUCAGAACUGGUGUGUGAUUGAUGCUUUUCGGAGCAAGUGGUGGGUCUGGAACAAACUACUGCAGGAAGUUCAAGUGGUUAUUAAAGAAAUCCAGAUAUACCUGGAAAGAGUAAGAGAAGGCAAAGCAGCCAGCAUUGCUGAAUUAUGUAUCACUCCUGAAGAGCUGCAGCAUCGGCUGGGGGAGUUUGGACAGUACUGUCCCGUCAGCCUUGCAGAAAAGGGAGAACUGGUCGACUGCUCUGUAACAUCAUCAUUGCAGUUUGCUGCAGAAUUUCGAGGACGUUAUUACAAAAUGGCUUCACAGGAAGAACUGGACAAAUUCUUGAGCAGACCAGAGGUUUAUGUGUCACCACUGGCACCUCACCCUCUCCCACCCUCAGAUAUGCUACCAAAGAAACUGACUGCAGCAGAAGUGAAGGCCUCAUUCCCUGUAAGUGCUCAAAUGCACGGAUGCUGUCCAGUCACUUACCUGGAUGGAAAACAGAGAUAUGAAGCUUUGGUGCCUGGCAACAUUGAGUACUCAGCAAAAUAUAAAGAGAAGAUAUAUGUUUUUGAAAGUGAAGAAAAACUUCUGAAGUUUAUGAGGUUACCAGAGAAGUACUGGAAUCUGAAGCUUCCACGUAAACUCCCUCCAGUAAAGGAACCAAUACUACUCACUGCACUUCCUUUGACUGGAUACCUUGAACAGGGAGUAGCAACUUCUCUAAUAAAAGCUCUUAAUGAAGUAGGCUGCUUAAAGCCAAAGUUUCCAUUCCUAAGUGUAAAAAAAACUGCUCUGCUGUUUGUCGCCUGCCAUUUAAAAGCGCACAACCCGCGGAGCCCGGAGCCGACGCGUCAGGCCUACCGGAGGAAGCUGGCACAGUUCGUGAAGCACUGCCAGCUCGUGCCCUACCUGGGGGCCGCCAUGGCAGGGCCCUACCGGGAGCCGCAGCACCGGCCCCUCGGCCUCGACGGCAGCCUGCAGACCUUCCUGUCCCUGAGAGAUGCCCGCCCCGGCUUCGCAUAGCGCGGGCUGCGCCCUCACCCCGCACACCCACACCCUUCCCGGAACGCAGGGACGCUGCAACACGGCCAGCGAGCGAAGCCACGCUUCCCAGGAGCGGCCC